UUCAGGAGAAAUCUACCCUGUGUGCAAUACAAACACUGCUAGGAACCAAGAACACGGUGCUGGUUAACUGCUGUGAUUCAUGAUGGAAGUAAAAUCUCUUAAGUCCAUGAUCGUUCUCUCUGUUGGAUUGUCCGUUUUAGCUAUAAUUCUCCUUUCAUACUGCAGUUCAACAUUCACAUUGCAUAGACUGGAUGUAAAGUAUGCAGACGCCUCAGAAAGACAAAUUACCAGGAAAGAGGUAUUGAGAGACUACUGUCUAACACACUCAUACAAGACAAAACCAGUUGGCAUGGACUUAAACUUGAUCAUUGUGGACGAUGAAAACAAGAUCAUCUACUGUCCAAUUCCGAAAGUGAGCUCAACAACGUGGAAACGAGUUUUAGGGGAUCUUCGAGGACUCGACAAGAACAUAAAAAGGAUCCAUCGCAGGAAUUUGUGGCGAUGGUUGUAUCAAUAUACAGAGGAGGAAAGAUUACAACGAAUUGAAACUUAUUUCAAAUUUCUCUUCGUUCGGGAACCCCUGCAUCGCUUGCUUUCUGCUUACAAAGAUAAGUUUAUGAGAAGGGAUAGGAAAUGCAGCGAGGACGCUCGGAACCGAAUCGUCAAAGCAUACCGCCCACAAGAUUAUAAACCCAAUGGAGACUAUAAUGACAUCAACAUCACCUUCGCUGAAUUUAUUCAGUAUUUUUCCAAUGAUGUGCCGCGGAAUGAACAUUGGCGACAAUACGAACAGCUCUGUCAUCCAUGUGUUAUUAACUACGAUUUCAUUGGUCAUUUAGAGACUUUGGAAGACGACGCACCUCUGCUGUUAAAAAUGGUGGGAACUGACGACCGGGUAACUUUCCCGCCAAUCCACAAAUCUACCGGCUCAGAUGAAGUGUUGGAGUACUAUUCCCAGGUUCCCAUUCGGUACAUAACUCGGUUAGGAGAGUUGUACCGCAGUGAUUUUGAAAUAUUUGGUUAUGAUUAUUUGGCUCCGGUACAACCGCUACUCAAUAACAGUGAACAAACAACAAGUUUUAAACAGUAACAAAAUUGCAAUUCCCUUCAAUUCCGACUUUAAGCUAGUACGAAAAAGCUCACUAAGUUGAGCUAUUUAACGGAUAAUGUAACGUUACUCAUCACAAGCGCUAAAAAAAAAAAAAAA
Orbicella faveolata is the source of this 1147-nucleotide messenger RNA. Its product is annotated as carbohydrate sulfotransferase 12-like. The record is from RefSeq and is a predicted model, not a curated record. Gene Ontology annotation, cellular component: membrane. Lineage: Eukaryota; Metazoa; Cnidaria; Anthozoa; Scleractinia; Merulinidae. Gene Ontology annotation, biological process: carbohydrate biosynthetic process. Gene Ontology annotation, molecular function: sulfotransferase activity.